Paramecium sonneborni is the source of this 540-nucleotide messenger RNA. Lineage: Eukaryota; Ciliophora; Oligohymenophorea; Peniculida; Parameciidae. The record is from the annotation of a GenBank genome assembly.
AUGAAUUUAGUAAAACUUAAUAAAAAAAUUAAAAUUUUGGAAUACGAUGUAGACAGAUUGGAUGUUGAAUAAAAUUUUGAUGAGGCUGAAAUUAAAGAUUAAGGUAUAUUUUUACUUAAAUAAGAAUUAAAAUUGAUAGUGAAAGAGAAAAAUAUACUUAUUGAAGAUGUAAAGAAUUUGAGAAAGUAUUUAGAGGGAUUAAGAAAAGCCCUUGAAAGUAAUAAUAUUUUAGAAACUAAAAUUGCAUUAGAUCAAAAAUUAGCUUCAGCCAUUUAAAAAACAAAAAAAUUGUUAAUAAUAAGAGAAAGAAUUAGGGAGACAUUGGAAGAAUAAAAUGAUGAAAAUAGAUAAUAUCUCUAUCCAGAUGAAUUAUAAGAGGAAGAGGAAAAAAAAUUCACAAAAAUAAAGAAUAAAACGAAAGCAAUAAAAAAACUAUAAUAUCCAUCUUCUAAUUGCAACCAGGUAUUUAAACCACUAGAACUAUAAUAAAAUUAAAAUAAACAGCAAAUGAAUUAAAUUGAAAUAAAUCUUUAUAAUUGA